Messenger RNA from Beauveria bassiana ARSEF 2860, 765 nucleotides. RefSeq names its product reverse transcriptase. The record is from RefSeq and is a predicted model, not a curated record. Lineage: Eukaryota; Fungi; Ascomycota; Sordariomycetes; Hypocreales; Cordycipitaceae. Bases 1 to 765 code for a protein of 254 amino acids. The transcript is spliced from 3 exons.
AUGCGUGCCGAUGGCACCCGUACAAACUCCAAUGCAGAGCAAGUGGAGGAGCUCCUGACUACUUCCUUCCCGCCACUGCCGCAGCACAUCGAAGAGGAAGACGAGCGCCCACUGCGGGCGGCUGUGCCUAAGACGGACCUGACUUUGGAGGAGGCGCCGGGUAAAGACGGUCUACCAAUGGUGGUUUGGCAGCAGAUCUGGCCCGUGGUCCAGCACUAUGUGCUGGCGUUGUUCCAGGCAUCUCUCGACGAAGGGUUAUUGCCGCAUCGGUGGCGACACGCCAAAGCCAUCCCGCUCAAGAAAAGCAACAAAGAAGACUACGGCGUUGGAGGAUCCUGGCGGCCGAUAUCGUUGCUAUGCACACUGGGCAAAGUGUUAGAAUCUGUUGUUGCUGAAGGAAUCUCCCAUGCGGUGGAGACGUUUGGUUUGCUUCCUACUAAUCAUUUUGGAGGACGUAAGCAACGAUCGGUGGAACAGGCGCUAUUGCUGUUGCAAGAACAGAUCUAUGCAGCCUGGAGGGGAGGACGGGUGUUGAGUCUUGUCAUUUUCGACGUGAAGGGUGCAUACAACGGCGUCUUCAAGGAUCAAUUGCUUCAGAGAGUCAACGGACAGGAGACCGACGUGCAAGCUCAGCCCCAGGCAGGGCUACCGCAGGGCUCCCCGUUGUCUCCCGUUGCAUACCUCUUUUUUAACGCGGACCUGGUGCAACGCAGGAUCGAUACUGACGAAGGAGCAAUCGCUUUUAUGAACGACUUCACAGCCUGA